AUGUCGUCCGAGGAGGAACGCCAGCAGGCCCUCGAUGCCUACCGAUCCGAGCUCCUCAAGUCGAGGGAGCUCGAGACGAAGUUGAAGGACUUGCGCCUGGAGAUUAGGGAACUACAGAAGGAGUUUGACCGCACCGAAGACUCCAUCAAGGCACUGCAAAGUGUAGGCCAGAUUAUCGGUGAAGUCCUCAAGCAGCUACCAGAUGAGCGAUUCAUCGUCAAGGCCUCCUCUGGGCCGCGGUACGUGGUCGGCUGCCGUACGAAGCUCGACAAGGAGAAGCUGAAGCAAGGAACACGCGUCGCCCUCGACAUGACAACACUCACCAUCAUGCGCAUGCUCCCUCGCGAAGUCGACCCUCUCGUCUAUAACAUGUCCCUCGAGGAUCCCGGCCAGGUCAACUUUGCCGGUAUUGGUGGCCUGAACGAUCAGAUUCGCGAACUCCGCGACCCCCGAAAGGGUGUCCUCCUGUACGGCCCCCCUGGUACCGGCAAGACCCUUCUGGCGCGUGCUGUUGCAUCUAGUCUCGAGACAAACUUCCUGAAGAUCGUUUCCUCUGCCAUCGUCGACAAGUACAUCGGAGAGUCAGCCCGUUUGAUUCGAGAAAUGUUCGGCUACGCAAAGGAGCACGAACCCUGCAUCAUCUUCAUGGACGAAAUUGACGCCAUUGGUGGUCGAAGAUUCUCUGAGGGUACCAGUGCGGAUCGUGAAAUCCAGCGGACGCUCAUGGAGCUGCUCAACCAACUCGACGGUUUCGAUUACCUUGGCAAGACGAAGAUCAUCAUGGCCACCAACCGACCCGAUACCCUUGACCCCGCUCUUCUCCGUGCCGGCCGUCUCGAUCGUAAGAUUGAGAUUCCUCUGCCUAACGAGGUUGGGCGCCUGGAGAUUCUCAAGAUCCAUGCUGCCGGUGUCAUCACCGAUGGCGAGAUUGAUUUUGAGAGCGUAGUCAAGAUGAGCGAUGGCCUGAACGGUGCUGAUCUGCGCAAUGUUGUCACAGAAGCUGGCCUCUUCGCUAUCAAGGACUACCGUGAUGCCAUCAGCCAAGACGAUUUCAACAAGGCCGUUCGCAAGGUGGCCGAAUCGAAGAAGCUCGAGGGCAAGCUUGAGUACCAGAAGCUCUAGACUGGGACGACGCAAGUUAGUCAUCUCGAAGGACCAGGGCUUGUAAAGCUCAUAGCUGUAACACGGUCACAAUACCCAUCAUCACAACCGGGACCUCCAGCGGGGAUGUGUUGGCUCGGGCAGGGGAUAUGUAGCGAUUGCUGGCGCAGCGAGGUUCGGCGACAGUGCGCUUACCACUAGACAUCUCACGUUAUACCUUCUCUGGGCGGUCGGACCCGAAUAUACUGGGUUUGGUGCACUGGAAAAGGAAAUACAACGGGCUGAACAAGCCGAAGUUGAUUUUGUCG
Molecule: messenger RNA, 1409 nt
Organism: Verticillium dahliae VdLs.17
Lineage: Eukaryota; Fungi; Ascomycota; Sordariomycetes; Glomerellales; Plectosphaerellaceae
Product: 26S protease subunit RPT4
Exons: 5
Coding region: 1-1122 (373 amino acids)
Biological process (GO): positive regulation of RNA polymerase II transcription preinitiation complex assembly
Cellular component (GO): proteasome regulatory particle, base subcomplex; cytosolic proteasome complex
Molecular function (GO): ATP binding; proteasome-activating activity; ATP hydrolysis activity
Source: RefSeq, a predicted model, not a curated record